Diachasma alloeum is the source of this 3260-nucleotide messenger RNA. It is a transcript of the gene in, whose product is annotated as protein inturned. Lineage: Eukaryota; Metazoa; Arthropoda; Insecta; Hymenoptera; Braconidae. The record is from RefSeq and is a predicted model, not a curated record. Gene Ontology annotation, molecular function: protein binding. Gene Ontology annotation, cellular component: cytoplasm; cilium. The transcript is spliced from 5 exons. Gene Ontology annotation, biological process: cilium assembly; vesicle-mediated transport; nervous system development. Bases 120 to 2912 code for a protein of 930 amino acids.
GAUAAUCUCAGGUGUGCGAUCAGGUUUCGGGGAAGUGAAUUUAACCCCUGGAAGGCUUGCCAUGGAAAUGCAAGUGAAAUGACGGUUUUGAGGGCCCAAAGGGGUUUGUGCGAUUUUACAUGAUGAAUGGGGGUGAGAGGAAGAGUUCGUCGAAACCUGAGGACCGCCGGGACGGCCCUGUUUCAGCGAACGACAGUGAAAAACGCGAUGAGGACGAGCAUUCUUGGUGGGCAAGUGACAGUGGCUCGAGCACUGGAUCGUAUUACUCUGACACUGAGAGCUCAAUCGUCGAGUGGGAGUCAGCGGUAGGACCCACGGGUGAGGUAUUUUACAUCGAGUCCUCUCCAGAGACGCAGAAUAACAAUGACAGGCCGUACAAUGAGCAGUUGGAGUCACCGCCGCCAGAAUUGAUGAGACGUCGUAGCACGAGGGCCGGAAAACUAAUGAGACUGAUAAGGCGCCGGGAGAGUAAAAGAUACAGCACGAGAAUAAAGAAAUCGAAGAAUGGGGUGUCGAAACAGAGUGAGAGUGGCGUGACGCAGAAGGAGGGGAUCGGCAAUAAAGAAGUUAAAUUUCAGGAUUAUCAGGCCGGUGAGAUCCGCGAAGUGAUGCUGUGGGUGGACCCCGACAAGCGCCACAAGCUGGGUCGCCGAGCGACCCUCUGCGAGGCGUUCCUCGGCAUAAGUCCGGGGGACUUCUCCGACAAAGUUCGCGUCAUGGUAGCGGGCUUCAUCCCCGACUGCGAAGCCAUGAAGAACAAGAACAUAAAAAUAGGCGACUGGUUGCGCAGCAUAAACUCCCAGGAAGUGACGUGCAACAACUUGGAGCGCCUUCUCUCGGAGCUCACGUCCCCCACAACCAUCAAGCUGGAGCUGCAGCGAGUGGCCGGAGUGGAGGUGACCAGCGCAGAAGUGCCCCCCUCGAGCAUUCCAAAACAAACGGCGCUAGUUCGUCGCCUCGUCGACAGAGAAGAAACCAAGAAACUGAUGGAGUCCCUGCUGGACUACUCCUUCGGAGUAAUUUACCUGCAGACCUCUGGGCUCUCCGAAAGCGGUCCAGAGUUGCAGGGGGUGAUGUACACCUACCCAAGGUCAGAGAGCAAGACGCACUCGAUUUUGUGCUCAGCUAGAGGCGCCUUCAUAACCCUGAACCACAUGCUGCCUGAAACCAUUGGAUCUCAACCGAUCAGCACGACGAUAUCAGUCGGCAGUGAAGACAUUCACAUUCUGUACUCCCCCCAAGGUGACGAGCUCUUCCUCAUGGCGAUCCCGGGACGCUGGUAUACCCUGGAGGAGUCCCUGGAGCUCAUCACCGAGACGACGAGAACUCUGGAGUUCACGUACCAGAGUCUGACCAAAUGCUUCAGCAAAGAGGAUCAUCAUCAGGCGCUGGACCACCUCUUCUGCCUGAUCUUCACGAGUCUUCUGAGGUUGAGAACUGAAGAGCCGACUGGAGAAGACGUUCCCCUGGAGCUUCAACCAGAGAGCAGAGGGAAAUGCGAGUUCGAGGGGGUUGUUGGUGCUGCGCAGAUGAUUAAUUUGCCUAGAGACGCCCAGAUUCAGAUUGACGCGGCCCUGAACGAGAUGGAGGCCAUGGACUAUCGAGACUGGAACGAGGAUCCGAUGGACUGCCAGAGGCUGUACACAAUUAUUGGCUCGUGCCUGUACCACAAGAGCUAUCUUCUCGCUUCUCAUCUACCCAAGGAUGACUUGAUCGAUGUCCAUUCGUUCGUCAGGCAGAAUGGACUGCUGAAUCUUGUGGAGAACGAGGCGACCAAGUCCCUAGUUCUCUGGAGAACGGUCUUCCCUUCUUCUUGUGGGAGGGGGGAUGAGGGGGAGUCCAGUGGGGCUGCUGAUGGCAAGUGGUUUCUCCUGGUCGUUGGGUUUGGGUUUGAGCUGUUAGCUGUCGUCUUGGAGAGCGGGGGCUGCACUGCCCAACUCGAGGAGAACGAGGGGCCUGAUGUCUUCUAUGUCGAGGAGGCACAGGAAACUCUUAAGCACAUUCAGAAGAUCGGCAUCUCGACUCUUGCUGCCAAGUGGAUCUCAGCUAAUGCCAGGCCGGAAACUGUGGAUAUUCAGGAGCGGAAUAGUGUUAGGAGUUCGAGCACUAUUGCGGAGAAUUUGUUGGGGCUUAUCAAGCCGCCGGAGACUGGGAGUAGUGGGGCUAAAACGUAUGCCAGUCCUGUGGGGGGAAAGAAGAUUCAGGAGGUCACCUCGAUUUUGAAGAAACGGAGUCCCGAGCAGAGUCCUGUCAUGUCUGGAUCAGUUUACUCUCUUCAAACGUCGGAGGACUCCAUGAGUCAGGGGACUGGAGCUGUUUCUGAAAUGAGUGACGAAGCUGCGCCGAUAUUGGGGAGGCGUGCCACAAGGGAGAGGACUCUAGCACCUUCCAGGCCAUCUGAUGACAGUGAUUCUGACGUCGAGAUUUACAGGAAUGACAGCCAAACAUGUUCAAUGGACGUAUCUGACAUCCGCGAGAGUCUAUUGAAUCAAGCAGAAUACAUAGCCCCAACAAAAAUAACAGCCGGAGAUAAGAACUGUCUCCUGCAUUACGUCCACCUAGACGCCCUCGAAGGCGUCCUCCUGUCCUCCAGGACCAUCGAACAACCGGAUAAAAAUUCUGAGAUAAUAGCGACGUUCAACGAUUGUGCCCACAGCAUCCACAGACUCCUGAACAACGCAGUUAGAUUCAAAAAAAUGCUGAAUGAGGACGUGGAUAAAACUGCAAUCAACAAGAAUCUCGUGGCUAUCAAAGAGCAUGGGGUGCUCUUCGAGUGUGACAACCUGAGUUUUUGGGUCGUUGGGAGGUUGUAUGCAGCCCCCCAGGCCAAAGAAUUCUACGUGUGCUACGAGGACACUGUUCCCCAGAACCUCGUGGAGAUGGCAUUCAGAUUGAACAUAAACUGGAGCUGACGAUUUUUCAUGCAGGAGAAUUUAUAAGACAUGGAUUGUAAUUUAUGUUUUCCUUUGACUGUAUAUAGAUGCAAAUAAGUGAAUAAAUCUAAUAAGUGAAUUGCCCUUGAUGAGGAGUGGAAUUACGAUUGUUCUUGGAUUUAGAUUUUAAAAUGGCAGUGAAGAAUGAGUAAAUUCGAUUUUUCAAUCAAUUUGCCUAAUUUAUUCAUUAUUCAAUAUUAAGUUAUUUUAAUAAAUUGUAUAAAAUCAUUUGGCUUAUUCAAAAAGUGCUAAUAAACUAUCGAAAUAUGUUGCCGGCAACAGAGUGAAUAAAAAUGAUAAAUUCGUUUAGAUAGAAACUUGAUGAUA